Diaporthe amygdali is the source of this 453-nucleotide messenger RNA. RefSeq lists its product as uncharacterized. The record is from RefSeq and is a predicted model, not a curated record. The transcript is spliced from 2 exons. NCBI's taxonomy places the organism in Eukaryota, Fungi, Ascomycota, Sordariomycetes, Diaporthales, Diaporthaceae. Bases 1 to 453 code for a protein of 150 amino acids.
AUGCCUAUGACCCGAAGCUAUGGAUAUUUCCUUCGGCACGGCCACCCCUCACACUGGAUCUUGUGCGUCACGUCUAUCAAGAGCCUACUGAAAGAACCGGCCCUGCCGCCAGCACCAGUCCCGCUCUGCCCAGCUUUGCCCUCGUCGCCCACCCUCGUUGCUGUUCAGCUCUCUUCUCCUGCCAUGCAAAUCCCGGCCAUUGCUGUCGUCCUCGUCCUCAAUAGCCUGGCUAUAGCAGCUCAGGUUAGCGAGCGCCAAACCGUCAACAUCUGCCAGACCGUCCAAACCCAAAACGGCUGCAUCCAAUCCGCGUCGUUCAGCUCGCCCAUCUUCUUCACCUGUGUGAACGGCCAGCAGACACUCUUCACUUGCGACGGGGGCUGUCGCCAAGAAAAUGCGGCCAACUUACCGACCUGCGAUAAUGGGAAGUUAUUCAAUGGGACGAUAGAUUGA